Molecule: messenger RNA, 1989 nt
Organism: Clonostachys rhizophaga
Lineage: Eukaryota; Fungi; Ascomycota; Sordariomycetes; Hypocreales; Bionectriaceae
Source: the annotation of a GenBank genome assembly
AUGGAGAAUGCAGUUCAGUAUCAAAUCGUACUCGGAGGCUUUAUGGCUGGGACCUGUCUCUACUGGGUUCUCUGGCCAGCAAUCGAGUGUCUCAUCGAACGCAUCCUGCCAGAAUGGUAUCAAGAAAACAAGGAGGGGCGCCAUCGAUUCACAAUUCUGUUCCCAGUCAUCAUGAUGACCCUUCGGGGUCUGAUUGGUGGCCUGGUUAUCAUGCCGUCGUGCAUUAUAGCGGCUCGAGAAACGCCCUGGGAAACUGGCCAGCUCAUGACAACCGCCGGUAACAUCUGUGUCAUCUCUCAAGUCAUCCCCUGGACCACCGAGUUGCUCCCUCAGUACGAGAUCUCAACGGAAAUGUUUCUCCACCACCUCAUCUGCACGGCCGUCUACUUUAACAUCAUCAUGGCGCCCAGCAUUCACAUGGUGACUCCCCUAUACCUCCACACAGCCACUCAGUUCGGCGACGUCUUUACAUCCUUUCACAAAGUCAUGAGGUGUCUGGGAUACCGGCCAAGCACCAGUAGGAUCCUCUAUGCCAAUAAGCUUCUGCAAAUUGUUCUGCUAGUCUGUUUCAAAGUCUCCUUUACUUUGUAUCUCAUGGGCAGAAUCAUCCAGACACCAGAUCGGAUGUGGGACUUGAUCCGGGUUACUUGCCUAUUCUUCUUUGCCGCUUAUACUCUCAAGGCCGUGAUUGUGAGCUUUGUCUUCACAAGAAUCGUCGAUCAGCCCACUGAGGGCCCAAUUGGGCUCUUGUUCCAAGGCACAGGCGUGUUUAUUUCUCGCUACAACUUUGGCCUGGCAGCAUCCGCAGCAGCUGCUAUCAUCUUUAAAGUAUUGUUCUAUGCAAUCUCUCUUGAGCAUCCUAUGGGAGCGGGUGAACAUGUCCGGGCUUGGACCGAGAGCAUUGUGUCUGUCUCAGCAUUGUGCCUGCUUAUCAAGUUCGGAAUGAUGGCAUGGAGAUUCCUCUUGAAUGGAAAUCAAGUCCUGGCCGAGGGUUGGUAUCAAUCUAUCAAGAGGGGUGAAAUGUACCUCCGCUUCGGCUCCAUCCUCGUGGCUUUCAUGAUUCACGGCCCCUAUGCCGGAGAUUUGAUCGCGAAGCAUGCAGGGCUUUCCAGUCAGGCCCUAUCCACCGCCACUGGCUUUGCAUUCUUGGUUGGGGAUCUCUUUCUCCGUACUGUUCUAUGGAUAUCUGUCGGUGAAGAGAUCAGAGCCCCAGAGGAAGACAUGUCAAAAGACGUGAAGGCAGAGAAAGCUCUUCCACAGACAAACCCAAGAGCUGUAUCCGAUCAUGCUGUGGCAGCACGACAAUUGCGUAUGAUCUGGGCAGAUGUUGUCAUCAUUCUCGCCUCCAUUUUCCUACCCAAUGGCUUCACCAAGUUCACAAAGAUGGAAACAAGUUACGCCAUGUUCUUUACCCACGCCCUAGUCCAGGUUCUUGACGAGUCCACGUCUCUGUUUAAUAAAGGGGGCAGUGUGCCUGCAGUCAACAGUGGUUCUCGUCGUUUCUCUUCCCUCAAGUUCGUCUUGGCUGUUGGCCAAAACCUUCUCGCCUUUUCUGCUGUUUGUGGACAAGUAUGCACCGAGUGGAAAUGUAGCGACAGAGAACAGGAAAUCCUCUGGACAGCUCUCGCCGUCGGCCUGUUCUCGCAUCUAUCCAGCCGCAUGCUCAUUCCCAUCAAGAAGCAUGCAAAGGUCAAGAAGUCCUCGGCCAAGUCUACAACCGGUGCUGCCCCUCCUCCUGUUACAACAAGGAAUCGAGUGCUUCGGAUGCUCAAAGCUUUCUUCCUCUCUCCAGAAGUCUACACUGGACUCGGUGCUUUGCUCCUACAGUGGCUUGCUUUCAGAGAAUGGAUGAAGUUCAACGGGGAGCAAGUUCAGUCGACCGUGGGCUUCGGAAACGUCAAAACGGUCCUCGCGAGCCCCUACGGAGUGGUUGGGAACGUUAUUACACUGACUCUUACCAUCCUGGGCACUAUUCUUCCCUGUGAGUAG